This is a messenger RNA of [Torrubiella] hemipterigena, 3879 nucleotides long. The record is from the annotation of a GenBank genome assembly. NCBI's taxonomy places the organism in Eukaryota, Fungi, Ascomycota, Sordariomycetes, Hypocreales, Clavicipitaceae.
CUUUUAAUCUUCACGACACCAUCAUCACCUUCUUUCCUAUUGCCCACGUUUCGCCUUUUCGCGCAUCUAACCUCCAGCAGCGCGGCCGGUAUCAUCCGCCAAUCCGUCGCAUCGUCUUUUCCUUGACUCCGCCCGUGUUUGUUUACUUUGUGUUUUGUCGCAUUUGCUCCGGACGCAACUAGCUGCACCGCAAUCAAAGCAGCUAAUUAAACUGCCACGCCAAUACCCCACGCGACAACGACGCGAACUCCAUCAACUGAUAGCAUCGGCAUCUUCAGCCUCUUGAGCUGCAGUUGUUUAAAGCGUUUCCUGAACCAAGCUAGCGCCAGAACCACGCCAUAGAGCUGCGAUAUGCCACAGACUAUGUGCUACUGAAUGUAAUCGACUUUCGCCUCUAUUGAUACGUAUCCAAUAUGGAGCCCCUCCGGCUCAAGCAGCAGAAGCCUGCAGAAGACAUUAUCGAAUGCUGGGAUGACGACGAUGAUUUCGUUGUUGAAGGGGACGACCUCAGCUUUCGAACCUCGACAACAGCGACUGGUGCUGCUCCACGCCGACGCGAUUCCACCUCCUCGCACCUCUCUUUCCGCUCUGACCUCGAUUCGUUGCUCGGAGAAGAACGUCAUGUUAACAUUGCUGACGACGACGAACGAUCAACGCUAGAUGCCAUUGCAGCAGCUCAACACGCUGGCAUCCCACUCCCACAAAAUGUCCCCUCCUCAGCCCUCACAGGCGGUACAAUCAAGCGGCUCGGCGGCCGCCGCAUCCAAAAGAUUAUCCAGGAUGACUGGGAAAACGACCUAGAAAUCCCCGAGGCCUCCAGCAGCCUAGAAAUUAAACCAGCAGACGACACCAAUUUCCCUGAAACCUUACGCCAAGUGAGCAUCGGCUCGGUACAAGGCAGCCCUACCCGGGUUUUACAGGCUGAUGUCGGCCACCUCGCUCUUUCACGUCCGUCUUCGUCGAAAACCAACGUGCCCAGCGCUUUGACACAGGCUAUCAAUCUGGACAAGUUCAAAGAUAGCAACGAUGAUGAUGACUUCUUUGGCGAUGGUUCUGCAACAAUCAAGGUCUCCAAGACUCGCCAGCCUCCCAAACCAGUCUCGUUUAUCACUCCCCCCACGCCCCAGAAGACUAAAGAUCUUGUGGAAGAUAACUUUGAACAAGACCUUGAACUACCUUCCGAUGGCAAACUCCAACUCUCUGCUCAUCGAGACAUUCCUAAGACACCUUCCACUCAAUCAGAAGACCUGGACUGGGGCGAGGGCAGCCUGGGAACACGAUAUGGAGGCACACAUCGCGAUGGACGAUUCACUCGCAGCUCCUCUGCAGCCCUUAGUCCAAGCCUUUCUAGUUCAAUGACAGCAGAGAGUGAAGAUGAGACCUUUGACGGCCUACUCCUCCCUGUUGGACCACUUGACUUCAAGGAGCGGCUGCAACGCCGAAAACAAAGCCCAUCGCCUUCGCGAUUAUCAAUCGAUACUCGGAUGGCUACUUCUGGAUCGCAAGACUCAGCCCCUCACCUUGCUCAGCCCGAACAAGAAAAGAAUGACAUGCUUGAUGGCCUCGACAUUGGAGACGGUGAUGUGUUUGAUGCUGGCAAACUAACCCUCCACCGCAACAUUCAAAUUAAGGAAACGCGUGUCGCCAGUCCUCAUCGCCCCAAAGCAGCAAUUUCUUUAACGUUUACAAACAAAGGCCCCCAAACCCGCCUUCCUCGACUUAGCCAUGACCGCAGCCACUCUACCUCGCUUGAGCCUGUCUCUGAAAGCGGCGGGCCAAUUCAACAGCGUGCGCGUCGCUCUCAUUCGAGACUUAGCCACUCUGCCCAAUCCUCUGUCUCCAGUGUACCAACGCCUAUCACUGCUACUGCCCCUGCUGUUCCGCCUGCGACACCUCGCCGACGAGAGCUUGGAACUCGCUCAUCGUUCUCAUCAUUACGAACUGAUGCACAGAGCACGAACACCCAGCUCUUGAGACAAAAGCGAUCCCUACCCGCUGUCAGAUCUAAUGCAUCACCAGCAAAGGUACCUGUAAACCGCUCUGAGCGCCCUCCCUCACGGUCCGAGGCAUCCCGACCACAGCCAGGAAUGCGCCCAAAGACGCCAGUUGAGCGCUUGCGGGCUGUUGAGAGCCCUGUCGCUCAAUAUCGACGGGGUCUGUUACCAUUUGGACCAUCUGGCGCGACGCAAACCAAAUCUCAGAAUAUGCCGGCCAAAACAAUCCGACAGUUUAGGCGAUAUGAUUCGGAAAACGCAAUCGAGACUCGACCCGGUUCUCGCUCUUUAUCGCGGGCAGGCCUGCGCUCCCCAAGCCCUCAGCGCUACAGAGUUGCUGCGGACACAUGGGAAAGAUUAAGCAGACCUAAGAACAAGAAAAAGUUUGGUGACGGACACGAGUUGGAUGGAUUUGAUGAUUUGCCUACGUCAAAGGAGUCUGAAACUAAGUUUUUGAAGCAGCCGACCACGAAUGGAAUUAAGGUUGGCUUGCGCAAUAAGCUUCAUCAGAGCGCAUUCCCCGAAAGAACUUUUACGCCAUCGCCGACUACUGGCCCCCAAUCUCCUGCAAAGCUCACAGCAACACCUCGCUUUGCCCGUGAUACAGCAGCCAGUCGAAUCGCACGCGAGACUUCACUUGCAAACCGAGUUCCCAUGAACGGACCGCUCUCGAACAUUGCCUCUCAACGUGGCACACAGCUUGCUAACCGUGUCAACUUCAACUCGCAAGUUCCACAAGUUCCCGCUUACCAAGACUCCGUUCGAUCCAAUAAAUCCAAACGAUCUAAACAGCAGAAGCCUCACCUCAUUUCCAACCUCAACGCCGGCAAAGAAUCAAAGGUUGUCAACGGCAUGUUCUACAAUGCCGACACGUUCCGUUGGGAAGGCAACGAAAAUGCUCUCAAUGCUUUCGACUCGCCGACUUCGAUCAAGACACGACGCCUUUCGUCCUCUCAAGUGUCGCGCGAGAAGGAGCUUGCAACGCCGCGCCCCGCUCUCAUUACCAAUAUUAGCGCUACGCAGGGCGUUCAAGUAGUUGGCGGUAUGGUCUUUGAUCCGCAGAAUAUGUGCUGGUUGAAGAUUGGACAGCUCAACAACGCUCAGUCGGAGGCUGGUGACACUCUGAACGACUCCAACAUGAUGGAGGACGAGGACGACGUCUUUAAGGACAUCCCUGAUCUCGAAGAGGCGACUGGCGAUGACAAGCGUGAUGGUCGUGUCAGCGAUGUCAAGGAUGACUGGAUGGUUGGAGAAGAAUUCGAUGUCGGACCCGAAUUUGUUCGCAGACAGCGAGAAGAAGAGGACCGCUGGCGAAAGAAGUGCGAGAAGUGGAUUGGCCGAGGUGCUCGUGACCGAGAUACCUGGCGGUGGACGAUCCGUGAACUGGUUUCCCAGUUUGAUGAACUUCCGGUUUAAUCGUCUUGGGAAUGCGUAAGGCGAUAUGGCCCCGUUAUGAAUUUACGAAAAGGCAACAACAGUUGAGUUGCUUGUGCCCAGGGGAGCACUAUUUUACGAGUUUAUGUCUUUUUCUGUUUUGUUUCGUUUUCCUGUUUCUUUGAGGGGAGGCAAUGGCCCCGAAUCAUGCUGUAUACACACACACUCCCUGUUUGUACAAAGUUGGGUUUCCUUUUUUGUUGCUGGAAGGAUGGAUGGAUGGGCCAUGGCUCUCGCUAUCUUGACCUGUAUUGGAGACGACCAUUUUUCAUUUUCAUUUUGUUUUCUUUUGCAUGGAGCUGGAUGGAUAUUAGACACAUGGUUGGGAGACUAGGCACGCUGGUAUGCUGGCGUUUGCCUCUAGCUUCAGAGCUGCUACUUUUACUUUUGACGAUUGCUAUGAUGUUAACGUUUUAUGACCAAAGAAACUGCAUUUUUAUUUUUCUUAUCU